CUCCGUUUCCCCAACUUGCGCUGCAUGUCUGCGGCUGAUCGGUUCUCAGACGGUCAGACCUCCUCCUCCUGGGGAGCCUGGAGGGGGUGUCUCACCCAUCCAUCCCACCCGCGCGGUCCGAUCCUCCAUGGCUGUGUAGAGUAGACGACAUAUAAACCUGCGUCGUCCGCCCCGCCGCUCACCGGGCUUGCGUACCCCUCACCGCCGCGCACCGAUAUAUACACCAUGAAGUCCCCCGCCACGCCCACCACGCUGCUGUACCACCUCCUCCUCCUGACCGCCGCCAGCUACACAUCCGCCUUCGCAAUCUUCACGCACACCGAAGUGUGCAUGAGCCGGGACGCGGACCCUUCGACGCCGCCCAUCACGAAAGAGAGCUUCGACGCCGCGCUCGGCACGUUCGAGCGCGCCACGCCAGAGCAGAUCGUUACGGGCGACUACGGCGGCUGCUGCAAGGGCUUCUGUGUCCGCGCGGAACGCCUCUCACAUUACGACUACUCGGACCGCGUUGAUCCGCCCCUCAUCAUUCGUACCCAGGCCCUGGACGACGGCGUCGAGCGCUUAAGGAACUGUGUGGGCAUCGCGGUCGAGGGAAGGGUCGCGCUUUAUGACUCGACGUGGGAUGGCAGGAUCACGCUGAGCUUUCAUCCGAACGAUGCGCGGGCGAAUCUGACGAACUGUUGACGAGCGGGACGGUGUUUGCGUGGUGUGUGUACAUAUGGAACCUGUAAGCUGUAACUAGGCUGUCGCAUUGGGAAUGGGGGGUGGCGGGCGUUUUCGGAAUUUAUUACGUAACUACUAGUACUCACUACUUGGAGCUCUCGAG
Tricharina praecox is the source of this 826-nucleotide messenger RNA. RefSeq lists its product as uncharacterized. The transcript has 2 exons. NCBI's taxonomy places the organism in Eukaryota, Fungi, Ascomycota, Pezizomycetes, Pezizales, Pyronemataceae. The record is from RefSeq and is a predicted model, not a curated record. The coding region runs from base 226 to 684 and encodes 152 amino acids.